UAAUCGUCACGGUCACCACGGUGGGGGGGGGCACACACCACACCCCCCCCCAUCCCCACCCCCCCGGGGGGGCGCUGGGGCCGGGCCCGGCCGCUCCGGCCCUUUGUGUCGGCGAACGGGGAGCGCAGGGGCUGCGGCACCGGGACCAGCAUGGAGACCCCCAGGACGCGCCCCCGCUGGCGGCUGCACCCGGAGGGGGGUCCCCAGCAUCCCCCCCCAUCCCCGGAGGAGCCCGAGGGGGGGGCCCCGGUGUCCUUGGCGGUGGAGCGGGGACCGUGGACACGGCAACCGGCACCGGCACCGCACGGCGGCUCUACCAUCGCUACCGGCUCUACCAUCGCUACCGGCUCUACCAUCGCUACCGGCUCUACCAUCAGUACCGGCUCUACCAUCAGUACCGGCUCUACCAUCGCUACCGGCUCUACCAUCGCUACUGGUGGCUCUUCCAGCUCUACUAUCACUACCGGCUCUACCGGCGGCUCUACCAUCGCUACCAGCGGCUCUACCAGCGGCUCUGCUGGCUCUACCGGUGGCUCUACAGGCGGCUUUACCAUCACUACCGGCGGCUCUACCAUCACUACUGGCUCUACUGAUGGCUCUACCAUCACUACUGGCUCUACGGGCUCUACCGGUGGCUCUACCAUCACUACUGGCUCUACGGGCUCUACCGGUGGCUCUACCAUCACUACUGGCUCUAUGGGCUCUACCAGUGUCUCUACCAUCACUACCAGCUCUACAGGCUCUACCGGCGGCUCUACCGGCUCUACCAUCUCUACCGGCUCUACCAUCUCUACCGGCUCUACCAUCUCUACCGGCUCUACGGGCUCUACCGGCGGCUCCACCGGUGGCUCUACCGGCUCUACCAUCACUACCGGCUCUACCAUCUCUACCGGCGGCUCCACCGGCGGCUCUACCGGCUCUACCAUCUCUACCGGCUCUACCAUCACUACCGGCUCUACGGGCUCUACCGGCGGCUCCACCGGCGGCGCCGGCACGGAGCUGCGGCGCUUGCGCUUCCGUCAGUUCCGCUACCAGGAGGCGUCGGGGCCGCGGGACGUGUGGCGGCGGCUGCGGGAGCUGUCGCGGGGCUGGUUGCGGCCCGAGGUGAGGAGCAAGGAGCAGAUCAUGGAGCUGCUGGUGCUGGAGCAGUUCCUGAGCAUCCUGCCCGAGGACAUCCAGAGCUGGGUGUGGGUGCGGCACCCCGAGUCCUGCGCGCAGGCCGUGGCCUUGGCCGAGAGCUUCCAGCUGGGACAGGGCCCCCCCGGCGGCGUUUGGGAGCAGCAGGUGACGGUGCGUGUGAAGGUGGAGGACGUGGCCCUGGGGGAUCCCGAAUGGGCUGGGGAGCCCGCGAGCCCCCCGUUGGAGUCACCCCAUGUCCCCGCUGGGGCCGGGCGGCGGGAGGAGGUGACAUGGCCCAAGGUCAAGUUUGUCCCCAAGGAAGAGGAGCAGCACCCGCAAGAAGCAGCUGCUCCGUCUCCGCCGUUGCCGGAGGAGCCCGAUGGUGGCGGCGUCUCCUCCAUUGAGAACCAACAACCGAAGCGUCUUCUCUCCCCCGAGCAGGUCCCACCGUGGCGAGCAGAGACGUGGGGGCGCCCGUUGCGCAUCGCCGAGACCCCCCCCCACCCACCCAGCGCCCUCCGCGGUGCCCCGGCGGCCAGGACCCCCCCGCAUCGGCGCCAGAUCCCGCGGGGUCGCACCACCUGCCCACAGCACAUCGCCCGGGGUCCGGCCGGAGCAGCCGAGGGCCCCGGGAAGCCCUGGCGGGAGCCGUCGGCGCACGGGAAGGAGCGUCCGUACCCCUGCGGCGAGUGCGGCAAGAGCUUCGCGCGGCUGACGCACCUCAAGACCCACCAGCGCACGCACACGGGGGUGAAGCCCUACGCCUGCGGCGCCUGCGGCAAGAGCUUCGGCCACCUCUCCACCCUCACCACCCACCAGCGCCUCCACACGGGCGAGCGCCCCUACGCCUGCGCCUCCUGCGCCAAGACCUUCACCAACCCCUCGGACCUCAACAAGCACCAGCGCAGCCACACGGGCGAGCGGCCGUACCCCUGCGGCGCCUGCGGCAAGCGCUUCAGCCAGCAGUCCAACCUCACCAUGCACCGGCGCAGCCACACCGAGGAGCGGCCCUACCCCUGCGGCGCCUGCGCCAAGAGCUUCAAGUACCUGGCGGACCUGACGGUGCACGAGCGCUCGCACACGGGCGAGCGGCCCUUUCCCUGCGCCCACUGCGGGAAGGGCUUCAGCAACAAGUCCUCGCUGGCCCGGCACACGCGCAUCCACGCCCGGGCGGCCGCCAGGGACAAGUGAUGGGGAUGGGGAGGAUGAGGAGGGUGGGACGGGGUGGGAUGGGGAGGUUGCGUUGGGUUGGGUGAGGUAGACCUGGCAGCCCUGGGGAGAUGAGUGGGGGUGGAGGGGUGGUGAGAUGAUGUUGGAGGAGCCCGGUGGCUCCAGGACUUGGGUCUGUGGUCCUGGAGAUGGGACAUGAUGGGGUGACCAUGGGCUGCUCAUUGAUGUCCUCCUGGUGGCUCCAGGACUUGGGUCUGUGGUCCCAGAGAUGUGACAUGGAUGGGGUGACCAUGAAUGGCUGGUUGAUGCCCCUAAAGAGCCCGGUGGCUCCAGGACUUGGCUCUGUGGUCCUGGAGAUGUGACAUGGAUGGGGUGACCAUGGGCUGCUCAUUGGUGUCCUCCUGGUGGCUCCAGGACUUGGGUCUGUGGUCCCAGAGAUGUGACACAGAUGGGGUGACCAUGGGCUACUGGAUGAUGUCCCUAAAGAGCCCGGUGGCUCCAGGAUGCAGCUCAUGGUCCUGGAGAUGUGACAUGGAUGGGAUGACCAUGAGCUGCUCAUUGAUGUCCUGCUGGUGGCUCCAGGACUUGGGUCCAUGGUCCUGGAGAUGUGACACGGAUGGGGGUGACCAUGAACGGCUGGUUGAUGUUCCUAAAGAGCCCGGUGGCUCCAGGAUGGAGCUCGUGGUCCUGGAGAUGGGACAUGGAUGGGGUGACCAUGGGCUGCUCAUUGAUGUCCUGCUGGUGGCUCCAGGACUUGGGUCUGUGGUCCCAGAGAUGUGACAUGGAUGGGGUGACCAUGGGCUGCUGGUUGAUGUUCCUAAAGAGCCCGGUGGCUCCAGGAUGGAGCUCAUGGUCCCAGAGAUGUGACACGAUGGGGGUGACCAUGAGCUGCUCAUUGAUGUCCUGCUGGUGGCUCCAGGACUUGGGUCCGUGGUCCUGGAGAUGUGACAUGGAUGGGGUGACCAUGAACGGCUGGUUGAUGUCCCUAAAGAGCCUGGUGGCUCCAGGAUGGAGCUCAUGGUCCCAGAGAUGUGACAUGGAUGGGGUGACCAUGUGCUGCUCAUUGGUGUCCUCCUGGUGGCUCCAGGACUUGGGUCCAUGGUCCUGGAGAUGGGACAUGGAUGGGGGUGAAGACAAGAUGGUGAUAAAUGUCCCAAUGAGCCCGGUGGCUCCAGGAUGCAGCUCGUGGUCCUGGAGAUGUGACAUGGAUGGGGUGACCAUGGGCUGCUGGCUGAUGUCCUUGAAGAGCCCGGUGGCUCCAGGAUGGAGCUCAUGGUCCUGGAGAUGUGACAUGGAUGGGGGUGACCAUGAACGGCUGGUUGAUGUCCCUAAAGAGCCUGGUGGCUCCAGGAUGCAGCUCGUGGUCCUGGAGAUGUGACAUGGAUGGGGUGACCAUGAGCUGCUCAUUGAUGUCCUCCUGGUGGCUCCAGGACUUGGGUCCGUGGUCCUGGAGAUGUGACACGGAUGGGGGUGACCAUGAACGGCUGGUUGAUGUUCCUAAAGAGCCCGGUGGCUCCAGGAUGCAGCUCGUGGUCCUGGAGAUGUGACAUGGAUGGGGUGACCAUGGGCUGCUCAUUGAUGUCCUCCUGGUGGCUCCAGGACUUGGGUCCAUGGUCCUGGAGAUGGGACAUGGAUGGGGGUGAAGACAAGAUGGUGAUAAAUGUCCCAAUGAGCCUGGUGGCUCCAGGAUGCAGCUCGUGGUCCUGGAGAUGUGACAUGGAUGGGGUGACCAUGGGCUGCUGGCUGAUGUCCUUGAAGAGCCCGGUGGCUCCAGGAUGGAGCUCAUGGUCCCAGAGAUGUGACAUGGAUGGGGGUGACCAUGAACGGCUGGUUGAUGUCCCUAAAGAGCCUGGUGGCUCCAGGACUUGGGUCUGUGGUCCUGGAGAUGUGACAUGAUGGGGUGACCAUGGGCUGCUCAUUGGUGUCCUCCGGGUGGCUCCAGGACUUGGCUCUGUGGUCCCGGAGAUGUGACAUGGAUGGGGUGCACCCCAAACCCCCCACCGGGACGCCCCGUCUUCCCCUCCAAUGGCCCUGUUGUCCCCCUUUUUGGGUAUUUAUUCACGGCAGCGCCCGCCGUCCCGUCCCGUUGUCCCCCCCGUUGUCCCCCCCGUUGUCCCCCCCGUUGUCCCCCCCGUUGUCCCCCCCGUGCACCGGGCCUUACAAUUAGAGACCGACCUACCUCACCGGGCGCUGCCCCCACAGCUCAAGCCCAAAGUGGGGGGGCUUGGGGAGCCCCUCGCCGCUGGGCCCCCCCGGUUUCUCGCCCUUUGUGCUGUAACAGCGGAUUUACCCCCUUG
Messenger RNA from Columba livia (rock pigeon), 4586 nucleotides. RefSeq names its product zinc finger and SCAN domain-containing protein 22. The transcript has 5 exons. Gene Ontology annotation, molecular function: RNA polymerase II cis-regulatory region sequence-specific DNA binding; DNA-binding transcription factor activity, RNA polymerase II-specific. NCBI's taxonomy places the organism in Eukaryota, Metazoa, Chordata, Aves, Columbiformes, Columbidae. Gene Ontology annotation, cellular component: transcription regulator complex; PcG protein complex; chromatin. The coding region runs from base 151 to 2310 and encodes 719 amino acids. The record is from RefSeq and is a predicted model, not a curated record. Gene Ontology annotation, biological process: regulation of transcription by RNA polymerase II.